Molecule: messenger RNA, 553 nt
Organism: Plectropomus leopardus (leopard coralgrouper)
Lineage: Eukaryota; Metazoa; Chordata; Actinopteri; Perciformes; Serranidae
Source: RefSeq, a predicted model, not a curated record
GCUGCUGCUGGGACUGCCGAGCAGACAGAGGAGCCACAAAACAACGUCGACAUCAGCGGGGUUUCCACCAUAAUGUAGACCAAACAGAGCCGUGCGAGCCACAUCGACCCCACAACACGACUACACGUGGAGGGUGCAGUGGUGAAGAGGAGAGCCGUAUUUGUGCGCGGUGAUCAUGAAGGAGCUGAAGGGCUGCGGUAUGCGCUCCUCAGUGGGCUUUCUGUCCCGCAGAGAGCUGACUGGACAGCCGCUCAUGAAGGAGGAAUUCCAGAGACGCAGGCUGGCCGGCUGCACCAGCCUCUACAAGAAGGAUAUGCUCGGACACUUCGGCUGUGUCAACGCCAUUGAAUUCUCCAACAACGGAGGGGAAUGGCUGGUGUCUGGAGGAGAUGACCGCCGCGUGCUGCUGUGGCACAUGGAACAAGCCAUCCACGCUCGGUCCAAACCUGUGAAACUGAAGGGCGAGCACCUGUCCAACAUCUUCUGCCUGGCCUUCGACAGCACCAACAAAAAGGUCUUCUCUGGUGGUAAGAGCAAGAAAAACGACUUCUGA